UUCACACUGUUUCCUUCACACUGUUUCCUUCACACUGUUUCCUGGCUUGUUCUGGCUUGCAUCAGUCUCAUGGAGCACAUCAACAACCACACAUAUUUAGUACUUUAUAUAUAGAAUGUUCUGGUUAGGACAUCAUUUCUGCCGAUCUAUUAUUCAUUGGUCACUCCCUCUGCGAUGCCACCUGUCUAUUGUUUUUAAAGAAUAAUCUAACACACUGAAAUUCUAAUCCUCAAAUCUCAUAUUCUCUCCUUCUAUUCUUCGCUCCUUCGCUUCAGUCUGCGGAAACGAUUUCAGCCUUGAAGAACAGCGGCCGCACAUGAACGUAGCUCUGUGUCGUCGUCAUGGUUUCAGAGAAUAUGAAGUCCACUUAAGUGUGUUUUUGUGUGUGUGUGUCUUCCUGUGCAGGUUAUUGCUGAAGAUGCAAGCCUCAACUGUCUCACCUGUGACCAACACAACCACCACAAAGACCAACGAACAAAUACUCAUCCAGAGUUCGGGGGCGAUGAUCGUCGUCAUUGUCUUAGGGAUCAUCGUCGUUCUCGCCAUUCUGCUGAUAAUCCUGAAGACGUACAACAGGCGGACGCACGUCUCCAGAGUGCUGGGCGCCAGCCGCGGCUCCAGGCCUCAGCCGAAGUCGUCGCUCACCACGGUCAACAGCGGCGUUCCGCUGAACCUCAUGGGACCCGACUCGGCGUCGGGCGGCGCCUUCGGUUCAAACCCCGCCUCGGAGAACGACUCGCAGCUGCCCAGCGCGUCGCUGCCCAGCGCGGAGGGCAACCCCAUCGAGCAGCUGAGCACCAUCAGCGAAUCCCCCGCGAUGACCCCGAGCGACGCUCCGUCAAUAGGAAACACAUAGCGACACGACGGGCACCGAGGGACCCGUCACCACGCGCGCACCGCGCCGCCGCCGGGCACCAAGACGACACGGAGACGCGGUGCGGUGUGCAAAGAAAUAGAAGUCAUGAACACGACGGUGCCUUAAACAGAC
Molecule: messenger RNA, 988 nt
Organism: Pseudoliparis swirei
Lineage: Eukaryota; Metazoa; Chordata; Actinopteri; Perciformes; Liparidae
Gene: ncmap
Product: non-compact myelin associated protein
Exons: 3
Coding region: 317-856 (179 amino acids)
Biological process (GO): regulation of myelination
Cellular component (GO): paranode region of axon; plasma membrane; Schmidt-Lanterman incisure
Molecular function (GO): structural constituent of myelin sheath
Source: RefSeq, a predicted model, not a curated record